AUGGCUGCUACCACCACCACAAGCGCCCCUGCCGACACCUUCAAGUUUCCUCGGGAAUACCACUUCCCAGCAUUCUUCACCCGCCAAACAAACCUCACCACGCUGCACGCACAGCACAACAAGUGGGCCGAUCUCAUCCUCGCAUACGCCCGACAUAACCGCAUUUUCCGACUCUCCCUCUCCGAAGCUGCCGACUCGGAUUUGUUUGUCAAUCGCAAACUCGAUCGCCGUCUGCAAUUCGAUGAUAUUCGGGAUGUCGUGUCCUUUAUGCACACCGAUGGACGUGUAGAGUAUGUCGGAGGUGGAACGUCGGGCGACGUUGUCUUUCUGUACUGGAGAAAGCCCGAGGAGUGGGCUGAGCUUGUCGAGAACUAUGUUGAAGAGUCUGGACAAAAAGGCAGUGUCCUUACAGUCUACGAGCUUGUCGAAGGAGAUGGCACAAAAGGAAAUGGUAGGCUAAACCUCGACAUGUCUGGGCGUCGUUUUGCUAAUGAUGUACAGAUAUUCACGGCAUGGACACAGAUGUCCUACUAA
Fusarium graminearum PH-1 is the source of this 534-nucleotide messenger RNA. RefSeq lists its product as uncharacterized. Gene Ontology annotation, molecular function: structural molecule activity; protein homodimerization activity. The record is from RefSeq and is a predicted model, not a curated record. NCBI's taxonomy places the organism in Eukaryota, Fungi, Ascomycota, Sordariomycetes, Hypocreales, Nectriaceae. The coding region runs from base 1 to 534 and encodes 177 amino acids. Gene Ontology annotation, cellular component: ESCRT II complex. The transcript has a single exon. Gene Ontology annotation, biological process: protein transport to vacuole involved in ubiquitin-dependent protein catabolic process via the multivesicular body sorting pathway.